CUUGCGAGCACAGCUCCAGCCAUAACAUGGACAUAAGGACUCUAGCUCUGUUUUCCAUUCUGCUGGGAUCCCUCUGCCUUUCUGAGGGAAAACCAGUCAGCUUGGUUUACCGAUGUCCCUGCAGAUACUUUGAAAGCAAUGUGCCAAAAAGCAACAUCAAACACCUGAAGAUCCUUUCCACUAGCAACUGCUCCCUGCAAAUUGUGGCCCGCCUGAAACACAAUGGUAAACAGAUAUGCCUGGACCCCAAGACUAAAUGGAUUCAGGAGUACCUGGAGAAAGCCCUGAACAAGAAGGUAAAGACUUAAUUUCUUUGUCAGUUUUCUGGCGCAGAAGUAACGAUGUACAACUGAAGCUCCAGCAUUGACUACAAGCAACUCCACAGGCUUCUAGCUGCACACAGUACUCAUAUGAAUCAUAAGGUGCUUCUUCUACCUACAUAGAAAGACAUGAUGCUUUUCAUGCCAGUACUAAUGCAGAAUGGACGGCUGCACUGAUAUAUGAACUUUUUUUUGAAAACUUUCUUCUAAUCUUUCCAACUUUGCUUCCUGUCAGAUGGCACUUAAGGCCUGCACAUUUGUUUUCAAUAGGGAAGAGCACAGGCACAAAUCACAAAGGGCAUUUGGCACCAAAUAGAGCACUGUGCAGGGCACCACUCUUUUUAAAUUAGGUAAUUACAUUUCAAUAUGCUGAUUAUGUUUUUUUUAGCCAAAAGCUUUAGCCUUGCUGAUGCAAAAAGUGUUAAAGCAGAUGUGGUUUUAGUCAUAAUCACAAAAAUGUGCUUGCUUGGCAGAGGCAAUAAUUUUUUCAAUGCUAGUAUAUCACAUGUACUCUGAUGGGUCAAAUAUUCAUUGUCGUCAGAAAUUACCCACAAGCAGUCCUUUUUAGUAAGGCAACUGGGAUUUACAGCAAAUUUAUCAAAGGGCCCCCACAACUUUCAGCAGCUGAACUAACUUCAUAAAUCAUUUUAAAAUUGCUUAUUAAUUAUAGACCCCCUGGGCCCUCUUUACUCCUGGGCCAAUUUAUUGGAGGCACUUUACUGGAGGAGUAUAGAAGCAUUGCCCUUCUUUUUAAGUUGUCUGUCAGGUAAUCAGUAGUGAUAAGUGAAUCUGUCCCUUUUCGCUUCGCCCAAAAAUUUGCAAAACAACAGCAAAAUUCGAUUUUUUUUUUUGUCGCCUGCCCCCAUUUUUACACGACCGCACCCUUUUUUAUGCAUCCACGGGCAUUUCUUAUGUGUGCCGAAUUUUUCAGUGGUAAAUUUCCUCGGAAGUUUAGCGAAACAAUUUGUCAAUGGCGAAAUGAGGAAAUUCGCUGCAAAUCUAUGUCUGGCGAAAAAAAUUCACUCAUCACUAGUUUUGGGUUGAUACUGGGAAUUUUUCACCAGCAAUGAAGUGAAAUGGCUGUCAGUGGAAUAAUACAGUUUUAUAGCUAGAGGGACCCAGGUUGGGCAUCUCUGCAUUACAUAAAAUGCUUGUCUCUUGCUGUUUCUGUUGUUAAACUGCAACUCCUACCAUUCCCCUAAUUCCAUAAUUUUUUCUGCUUAAUUGCGCUUGUGAUUGAUGCAUAAAAAGACAUGCAUAUAUUUGGUAUUAAACUAGAUACGAAUUACAACUUUUUGAAAGUCAGGUUUUUCAAUGCUUUAAGUUAAAAUUACCUUUGCACCCCACUAUGGAAACCUUGGAAUUACCAUUAUGUUUAAGAUGGAGGUAGCCCUAGGGUUCUAUAAUAUCAGUUGGCACGCCUCUGCACUAUUCAGCAGAAGAGGCAGGACAGAUGCAAUGGUGCUUGUUGCAACUAUACUGAGGUGCAAAAAGUGUGAAGGAAUGCAAGUACUUUUAAUGAAUAGCAUCAAUAAGGAUAACAUUUUAUACAUUUUAGCGUCAUUGCACUUGUUGCUGAGUUUGUAAAUUACUCCUAUGAAGUUAGUUGGAGUCUAUCUUGGCAUCUUCAGUACUCCUAGGGAGUGAUUAAAAAGUUACGGCUUUGCAUGAGUACAAAUUGGGCUGCUAUAGAUUUUUAGCUGCUAGGUUAUACACUUCCAGUGACCUGCCUUAGUGACCUGCUUCAGAUCCUGGAGGACUGAAUCUGGUAUAAACUGAUUUUUUGUUGGAAAAACACUGAAGAUAAAUUAUGUAUUUACUAUUGCUUAGAAGAAUUUUCUACCUGAAAGCAGCUUCGUUUUUUAUAGCAGAAAUGACAGAGUGUACUGCUUGCAGUGUAAAGAUCUGUCUUUGUAUGUGUUGUAUACAUGAGCCACAUGAAUGCACACAUGCUAUGGAUUUAGCAGGAAUGUUGCUAAAUAACUUGUAUACAUGUAAUUUGGAUCCCCUGUAGGUUUUCAAUGUAGUGGGGGGAUUUUUUUAUGAGUAUAGCUUCUGGUGCUGGUUUGAAUUCAAAUUGUCAUUUUAAAAACAAAUUGGGCUUAAAAUGGUCUUACAUUUCAUCUUGUAGGGUCUAGUAUGGAUGAUUAUGCUUUUGUAUUAUUCUUAUUGGUAAAGUUUAGCCCUUUGUGUCUUCCUUUACAUAAACCCUUUAACAUAACCUAAUAUUGUAUGUUGUACAUGGUUUUGCCUUUCUUCAUGCAUAAACACAGGUAAACUAAAUAAAUCAAUGUCUUCUGUAACUAUAAGGCUGUCUUCCCUAAACUGUAUAUUCCUAGGUAAGCAAAAAUGGCACAUAUAAACCCAUAAAUUUGCAUCUUUUAUCCACUGGAUUCCUACAGGGACAUUCAUAUUUGCAGAGUUAUUUUAAUCUGCUGUCUAUUUUCCUUCCUUCAUUGCAUUAAAAUUCCCAGAUAAUGUGAAAAGUGAACCUUGGUAUCAUGAAGGCAGUUCCGUCUGUGCCCGUCUGUUCUGUGUCUUUUUGUAACCCUCUACAUAGCUACUUUUUUUUAUACAAAAUAUAUAUUUUUGAUUACUUGUAUCUGCCUAUGCCCUUAUAUCUAAGUAAUAUCUACAUAAUAAAGGAUAAAGGAUUUUGUUA
Molecule: messenger RNA, 2982 nt
Organism: Xenopus tropicalis (tropical clawed frog)
Lineage: Eukaryota; Metazoa; Chordata; Amphibia; Anura; Pipidae
Gene: cxcl12
Product: C-X-C motif chemokine ligand 12
Exons: 4
Coding region: 27-308 (93 amino acids)
Biological process (GO): immune response; chemotaxis; defense response
Cellular component (GO): extracellular region
Molecular function (GO): chemokine activity
Source: RefSeq, marked provisional